This is a messenger RNA of Diorhabda carinulata, 1410 nucleotides long. RefSeq lists its product as uncharacterized. Lineage: Eukaryota; Metazoa; Arthropoda; Insecta; Coleoptera; Chrysomelidae. The record is from RefSeq and is a predicted model, not a curated record. Bases 117 to 431 code for a protein of 104 amino acids. The transcript is spliced from 3 exons.
CGAGGCUGUCGACCAAGAUUUAAUUUUGGCGCGAUUUUAAUCGAAAUGCCACGAUACGAUACGAGACGUGCAGGCGCAUGCGUGCUGGACUGCUGGUGUGAACGCGUGUGCGCGUAAUGGCGGACGGCAGCAAAAAGUUGUUUGGCGGUUUGUCGGCAUAUCUAUCGACUUUUGGAGGGAGAGAUUUUACUGGACAUACAAACCGCAUUUUAAAUUUUUUGUUCAUUUAUUCUCUUGCAACUAAUUGGAAUUUUUGUGGCAAACGAGGUGAGAAAAAGGCUUUUAAAAACUUAAACGUAAAGGAUGUGAUUAUUGGUGCUGUAAGAAAAAGCUCCCCUCUAGUCAGUCAGAAAGAAAUAGAAGAUACCAUCAAGGUGUGGUUGAAACAUGCACCAGAGAAAUUGAAAAAGCAGCAGCAUGGCAACCCGUAAGAAAAAAAGUGUUGUUAGUCAAAGACAACUCUACAGAAGGGUGGCAGAAGCAAAUUUAGCACCUGUGAGUCAGAAUUGUUAUAAUACAUCUUUAAUAGUUAAUAAUGAUUCCAAUGAAUCAUCAAAUUCCGUUUUUUUUUGCUGGUUCAAUGUGUGAAAGUGAAAAUGACACCUGUUCCUCAAGAGAUUUAGAUUUUAAUGUAAACUCGCCUAAUGAAAAUUUGCUCUUCAAUGAUGCGACGUUAUACAACCAUUUGACUUCCUAUUCCAGUAACGUGCCCCCUAACGAUUUAUUUUCUAAUGAACCGCCGCCUAGCGAUUUGCAUUCGAAAUUGUCAAACUGGGCAGCUUCAAGGUACGUUCGACUUACAGUAGUUACUCAUCUCUUGCAUUAUCUCCACCAUUUAAAAUCGUUAGUUCAGUCUCCGAAUAAACCGUUACAACAGAUUAAUAGACGCUUAAAAGAAAUUGAAAUGACAGUGUACGAAAAACAUGACUCUACUUCACCUGAUGAUGAACACUUCUGUAAAUGUGAAUUGUCCCAUUUCUUAGGACCAACGCCAAAUUUCUCUUGCAAGCAGUAUAAAAAGCUUCAUUAUAAAGAUUUUAUUUUUUCUAUUGCAUCAUAUUCAGAAGCAAAUUGUUUUUGUCUUACCUUAGAAGGACUGGUUUUCAAAAUAGAAAAUGUAGUGGAUAAUAAUGGAGCAGUUUUUAUAUUAGGUAGGAGGUUUCAGGAUUACCGUUCAUUUUACAAAUACCCUGUCGACUCAAAAGAAUUUAUCCAAAAUUUAUCAGAGUAUAUCGAGUUAUUGCACUGCCACAAAGUUUUUUCGAAAUGUAUUGUUUUUCCUUUCAAGCAGGAAUGGUUGUCAUUUCCAUUAUUGCAUCAUUAGUAAUUCCUUAUUUCAACUUUUAUGUUCUAUAAGUGUAAUAGUAUGUAGUUUUUUAAGAUUUUGUAAUAAACUGGUAUUAAUUUGAA